AUGGUCGCGUUCCAGUCCAAGGAAGUUAAGGACUAUCUGACAACACAAGGCAUCCAUCAUCACCGUGUAACACCUUUACGGUCCCAGGCCAAUGGAAAAGUGGAAGGCUUCAUGAAACCUAUGGGUAAAGCUAUUCGAGCGGCUUGGGCAGAGGGUAGAGAUUGGCAAAGAGAACUAUUCGCAUUUUUUAUGAAUUAUCGUACUACGCCCCACCUAUCUACAGGUGUGGCGCCAGCCGAGAUGCUUUACAAACGAGUAUUUCGAUCUACCGUUCCGUCUUUCUCUCAGGAGGCACCUUGGCAUACAGCUGCAAAAAGGGUUUUGAAACUGAAGGCUAAGUCAAAACAAUAUGUGGAUGCCAGAAGACGUACACGAAAGUCAACGAUAAAGGAAGGACAUACAGUGUUGGUGAAACAGAAAAAGAAGAACAAGUACUUAUACAACCACGUUUCGUCCUCAACCAUACAAAGUUAUCAAUGUGCGAUAUUCCAGAGUAACAGCGCAAAGUGGUGAUCAUGUGAAUACAAGAAACGUUUCGCAUUUUAAGAAAUUUAGUGGAGCGUAUAGAGAAACUGUUCCAAAUCCCCAGUCAGAAGAUGAUGUUACCAUUGCGGCCACACAAGCAGGACAGGACAAUGAUCAAGACAUAAUUGAAAAUAGAUAUCCUUUAAGAGCAAAAAGAGGCGUACCGCCAGAUUUUUAUGGACGGUAA
Messenger RNA from Paramuricea clavata, 712 nucleotides. Lineage: Eukaryota; Metazoa; Cnidaria; Anthozoa; Malacalcyonacea; Plexauridae. The record is from the annotation of a GenBank genome assembly.